ACCCUGAGGAUGGAGAGAGGAGCCAAGGAGAAGAACCACCAGCUUUACAAGCCCUACACCAAUGGAAUCAUUGCAAAAGAUCCCACUUCACUAGAAGAAGAGAUCAAAGAAAUCCGUCGAAGUGGCAGUAGUAAGGCUCUGGAUAAUACUCCAGAGUUUGAGCUCUCCGACAUUUUCUACUUUUGCCGGAAAGGAAUGGAGACCAUUAUGGAUGAUGAGGUGACAAAGAGAUUCUCAGCAGAGGAGUUGGAGUCCUGGAACCUGCUGAGCAGAACCAAUUAUAACUUCCAGUAUAUCAGCCUCCGGCUCACUGUCCUGUGGGGGCUAGGAGUGCUGAUUCGAUAUUGCUUCCUUCUGCCGCUCAGGAUAGCACUGGCUUUUACGGGGAUCAGCCUUCUGGUGGUGGGCACGACUGUGGUGGGAUACUUGCCAAACGGGAGGUUUAAGGAGUUCCUGAGUAAACAUGUUCACUUGAUGUGUUACCGGAUCUGUGUGCGCGCCCUGACUGCCAUCAUCACCUACCAUGACAGGGAAAACAGGCCAAGAAACGGUGGCAUCUGUGUGGCCAAUCAUACCUCUCCAAUUGAUGUGAUCAUUUUGGCCAGUGACGGCUAUUAUGCCAUGGUGGGCCAGGUGCAUGGGGGACUUAUGGGUGUGAUUCAGAGAGCCAUGGUGAAGGCCUGUCCCCAUGUCUGGUUUGAACGCUCAGAAGUGAAGGAUCGCCACCUGGUGGCUAAGAGAUUGACUGAACAUGUACAAGAUAAAAGCAAGCUGCCUAUCCUCAUCUUCCCAGAAGGAACCUGCAUAAAUAAUACAUCGGUGAUGAUGUUCAAAAAGGGAAGUUUUGAAAUUGGAGCCACGGUUUAUCCAGUUGCUAUCAAGUAUGACCCUCAAUUCGGCGAUGCCUUCUGGAACAGCAGCAAAUAUGGGAUGGUGACAUACCUGCUGAGAAUGAUGACCAGCUGGGCCAUUGUCUGCAGUGUGUGGUACCUGCCUCCCAUGACCAGAGAGACAGAUGAAGAUGCCGUCCAGUUUGCAAAUAGGGUGAAAUCUGCCAUUGCCAGGCAGGGAGGACUUGUGGACCUACUGUGGGAUGGUGGCCUAAAGAGGGAGAAGGUGAAAGACACGUUCAAAGAGGAGCAGCAGAAGCUGUACAGCAAGAUGAUCGUUGGGAACCAUGAGGACAGGAGCCGCUCCUGAGGCUGCAUACUGGCGGGGCUGUGCCCUUGUCCUGACGCAUGACCAGCUGGAGUCGUUGCCACCGCCGCCGCCCCACUGCUGCCUCCUUUCCAGACUCCGGGCUCUCCGGGGCUGCUCUGGAUCCCAGGACUCCAGCUCCUUCUGAGCCUCAGCCGGAUCCCUGAGCCGGGGCAAUGCGGCCUGCCCCACAUGGUUGGAAUGAAUGCUGCUGAGCGUAGCUCCCCAGGGCGAGAUGCCUUGUCUCUUUUAUGAUGAGUCCGUUGGAAGAAUGCCAUUAAAGUCUACUCUCACACUGUGCGUGUUGUGCAAGGCUGAGUGGUGGCAAACUUCAGCCACAUGCUCAUGUCCAGGAUGGCAGGACAUGAGUCUCUUAUGCAUGCCCAUAUGCCGGGGAUUCAAUGGGGAAGGGCCCCCCACUCUUGAGGAGAGGCCCUGCUGAUGCACUAGAUCCCACCCCAACGUUGGAGCUCUGUGGACUUGAUAGAAGGAAGACUUGUCUGCAGGGGCCUUCAGCAAAAUGGAGUUUAGAUUCUUGUGCUACUGCUUAUGGGAAGUCACCAAAGGGGGUGGGAGGAGCCAGGUUGACACGGGUUGUUGGUGGUGAGAGCCAAGAGUCUCUUGUUCAACUCCAGGCUAACCUUGAGUUCCCCAUGGAACGCACUCUCUAUUUUAAUGUGUGCCUCGGUUUCCCCAUCUGUAACAUGGAAUGGGAGGGGGAAGGGUGGUAAUACCUACCUCACAGGGUUGUUGUGGGGGUUAAAGUGCUUCUGUGAAUGAAGAACUCGCAGUGUUCAGUGUUAGGAGUACAGGUCCAUGAAAUGUGGCAGGACACGGUCUGAGCUCAGAGCCAUCGCACAGGGCUUUGGGUUUGUUUUUGUGAGUAAAUAAAAUUGGAUGGUGAAUGAACUGGG
Messenger RNA from Carlito syrichta (Philippine tarsier), 2111 nucleotides. It is a transcript of the gene GPAT4, whose product is annotated as glycerol-3-phosphate acyltransferase 4. Lineage: Eukaryota; Metazoa; Chordata; Mammalia; Primates; Tarsiidae. Gene Ontology annotation, cellular component: endoplasmic reticulum. Bases 10 to 1200 code for a protein of 396 amino acids. The record is from RefSeq and is a predicted model, not a curated record. Gene Ontology annotation, biological process: triglyceride biosynthetic process. The transcript is spliced from 11 exons. Gene Ontology annotation, molecular function: glycerol-3-phosphate O-acyltransferase activity.